Lingula anatina is the source of this 2318-nucleotide messenger RNA. Its product is annotated as gem-associated protein 4-like. Gene Ontology annotation, biological process: spliceosomal snRNP assembly; rRNA processing. Gene Ontology annotation, cellular component: SMN complex. Lineage: Eukaryota; Metazoa; Brachiopoda; Lingulata; Lingulida; Lingulidae. The record is from RefSeq and is a predicted model, not a curated record.
CUAGUGAGUAUAAUUUUGCAGGUGGUUGGAUUGUUUGGAAGACAAUGUAGUUGCCUUGGCCAAAGUUGAAUAUAUUCCUAAACUCCUUGGUCUGCUGGGCAGUGGUCAAGAAACCAAAAAAGGGCAGGUGGCAAGCAAGCUUGAGAAGCUGGUUCUCUGUGCUUAUGGGCUAUUGGACAUUUACAACCAGAACCAGCUCUUUCAUCGGUUUCUGACCAGUCAUCAGUGGCAUAAAGAUGACCAGUUUGAUCAGACUUUAACAUCCGCCUUCAACAGGCUAACUACAGCAGGAAAGCCAGGGAGACAGGUACAGUGUGAGGUGCUGGCUCUUGCCUUGCAGUCUCCGCAUGAUGUAAUGGAAAAGAUCAUCCAGUAUGCAGUGGUCAAUAAUGGACAGACUCAGUUAAUUACACAGCUUUUGAAGUCAGUUCCAGUCCUUUGCCAGUACAAUCCAGCCGACCAGUCAAAUCUCCCUUUACUGGAAAACGUCUUAUUAACAUGGCUGAAUAAACCAAACAUGACAGAGACCCACAGACGGAACUUGAUGGCACUUUUGGUGGCAGCAAUGCAGGAGGCCCCAUUUUUGAUAUCUCCCAAGUGUUGUUUGGAGCAGUUGGUGGUACCACAGCUGUCCUCGGUGGAAAUUGAUCCAACUUUUGCAUUGCAGGUUUUUCACAAAGUAUUACAGUGCUCUCCGUCUUCCAUAUUGGACUCUGGUUGCUGUGACCCCCUUGCCAUAGUAGUCUGCUUGUGUGGUAUGAUAGAACAGUGCUCCUGUUCCCUGUGGGACCCUGCUGACACAGGGAACAGGACAGUGUUGAAGCAGUGCUGUCUUGAUAUACUACAAGACAUGGCCAAUGUGCUGCAAAAUCACAAGUUUGUAGAGUUAGAUGUGGAAUGGUUAUGUGAGCAGCUGUGUAAUAUUGGAUGGCAGGCAAGACUGCAGGCUGAACCUGUGCUGAGAGCUAUUACUGCAGACACAUUACCCAAGAUGAAAUAUCAGUUAAAGGUCUAUCCCAAAGUCAUCUCCAGUAUCUGCCAUCUUCCUGCUGAUGAAUGGUCUGCAGUCGAUGUGACGACAGAUGAGGAGGUGGAAGUUUCACUUCUCAAGCUUUGUGCUAACAGCAACACUUUGACAUCAGCAGUAUUAGAAGGAAUGGAUUGUAAUACAGUAAUGUCCUACCAGUGUCUUCUGUCAGCAGCCAUACAGGUGUUACCAAAUUGUUUGAUGAGUGAGUGGUCAAACAUUGUAUGUCUAGUUGGUCAUCUCGUGAGGGCUGACCAGGUCCACGUCCAGUUUCAGACACAUUACAUGACACAUCUGCCACUUGUGGACCUCACAGGUCUUAAGUAUGAACUGAGCUUGUUACAGUUUACCUCAGAUGUGAUGUGCCUAUGGCAGACAUUGUAUGGGUUUAUGUUGCAAGAAAAAAAUGGUGAAGGAUUUUGGUUUCAUCUUAACCAAUGUUGUGCCAACACGCUCAAAAGUGUCUUCAGCAGUCUCUCUCACCCAGCUACCAGCCAGGCCUUCCUGUUGAGUCAAGCAGUAUGCCACGUCUGCCAUCUUCUGUCUAUUCUCCCUGCUCUAGGCACAGAAUCCAUGUUUGUCCUUGUUCUAGACUGGCUGUCAGAGCUACAGGCAGAUAGUGUACUUAAGUAUACAUUAUUGUACAGAGAAACGAUUGAGGAAAGUAUUAGACUCAUUCAAAAUGAGCAGUGGUCUCAAACUUUGCUGAAAAAGUUGUUAUAAUGGUGUCAUUUCAUCAAGGAGACCCAGGAAGAAUAUUUUUGCCAAAUCAUAUUUAAGACUUCCCUGAAGGCAACACAAAAAUGUAUCCAUUGGUGUUUGCGAAAUACAUUCACAUUAUACAGGGACCUCAGUUCUGAAAUCACAGACUCGCAUGUAAUGUUGCUCUGACCUUUAAGACAGCAAAAAGUGAGGUAGAUUUGAGAGUUGGGUAUGACAUCAUGGAACUUCUAUCUCUUUUCAAAUAAAAUAUAAUGAAAAAAAUGUUUUGUUUAUGGAUUCUUUAGGAUUUAGAAUUGUACAUACAUGACAGGCUAAUCAUUGUCCUUCACAAACAAAUUUAAAACUUGAAGUUGUUCAUUUUAAGACGAGCAAUAAUAAAUUCUGACUGAAAUUUUGCCCCAGUUCAGUUACUGACAUAUCUGCAGUUGUCUAGUCGGAGACAGUAACUAUGGAUCAAUCACAUAAUCCAAAGCCAUGUCUUUCUUGCUAUAAAACAGUCAAAAUAUUGCACCUUAAAUGGACUAGGUUUGAUUUAUCUCGAGUAAAAACUUCGUUCUGGAGUUCUUUU